Molecule: messenger RNA, 420 nt
Organism: Microthlaspi erraticum
Lineage: Eukaryota; Viridiplantae; Streptophyta; Magnoliopsida; Brassicales; Brassicaceae
Source: the annotation of a GenBank genome assembly
AUGAUAAGAGAGCUCUUGUUGGUUUUGUUCUUUUUAAUCACAGCGAAGACUUCUGUUUCUCGUCCAUUUGCAUGGUCGAGGGGUAACGUGCCACCAGGCCAAAACUACCAAGGCGACAGUGGGUCCGGUCGUGGGCCCAAUUGGGAGUACAACUGGGGUUGGGGCUCUGCUCCAGGAUCCGGUUGGGGGUAUGGGGCGGGUUCGGGUAGGUCGCCGACAGGAUGGGGAAGAGGAUCCGGAUACGGGUAUGGAUCGGGGUCCGGGUCAGGUAGCGGAUAUGGAUAUGGUUCUGGAGGUGGUGGAGCACGUGGUGGUGGGUAUGGCUAUGGAAGCGGAAAUGGCCGGUCCGGAGGUGGUGGUGGGGGUGGUUCCAAUGGUGAAGUCACCGCUUUGAGCCACGGUAGUAAGUCUCAUCCGUGA